Molecule: messenger RNA, 2076 nt
Organism: Metarhizium acridum CQMa 102
Lineage: Eukaryota; Fungi; Ascomycota; Sordariomycetes; Hypocreales; Clavicipitaceae
Source: RefSeq, a predicted model, not a curated record
AUGAGUCGCAGGCUUGGGGAGAACCGCGCCCACGUGGCGAGUCACCUGGAGCCUCGACUGGUUUCUGGGGCUAGCAACACCCACAUCUUCAACAACACAUCAACGCAUCGGCGCCUCAUUGCCAUCUUUCGCCAUCAUGCAGCCACCCCCUUUGAGCAGCCAGAGGUCACUGCAGUCGCUUGCAGCUUUGACUCCAGGGACCUCGACGACACCACGAGCCUACCUCACAUCUGCCUCUCAUAUACCUGGGGAAACCCAUUCGCCCACGGCACCGAAUUUAAGGAACACUUUGACCGCGUGGCCCUCCAAUACCAGGAGGCAAACAGGGUGCGCGUCCUUGUCGACGAGCAUCCGAUGCUCAUCCAGAAGAACCUCCACGAUGCCAUGGCCAUGAUUCCCAAAGACGCCUACGCCGAGUAUGCCAAUGGCGUAGUCGAUGGCACCCCGGGACAGACUUAUUUACACAUGGCGUCCUACGGAGGCCGUCCCAACAAUGUCGAGAAUUGGUUCCAUUGGGGCGCCGGCAUUAACAAGCUCGAUGACACGGGGCACAACGCCUUGCAUUACGCCGCCGACCAGGACCAGCUGGAGUGUGUCGAGGUGCUGCUCAGGCAAGCUUCCCGCGGAUUUGGCGAGAGGAAAGGCCAUGACGCCGUCGCUGCCUUUAUUGAAGCCGCACAGGCAGGGAAGGCGGAGGGAGAGCGAGGAAUGGCCUGCCUCGCCGUGGCUUCGGGACGUGUGCCGAGGCCUUUGAUCUGGGCCGAGGCCAUUUGCAUCAAUCAGGAAGAUGUCGUUGAGAAGAGCACCCGGGUGGCCAUGAUGGACCGGAUAUACUCGAAUGCCAUGUAUACCCUUGCCUGGCUGGGACCAUCGGACGACCACUCCGGUAGGGGAAUUCAAGUUUUAAAGACUCUGUCGACGCAUCUCGCCGCGUUUAAAGAGGCCGUCAUUGAGCCCUUUUCGGGCAAGGACAAGGGCCGACAUGCCGUACAUCUCCGAACGGGACUGGGCAAGCCUGGCCUCUCUCUACCAACGACAAUGGUUCCGACGCGCCUGGAUCUCUCUUGCCUGGCGGGACUUGGGCCAAGUCUCGGAAGCCAUUCAAUACAACGAAGCGAGGCUGGGCUCGUCGCUUCAUCUCGAUUCAUCCCUGCAGAGGACCCAGCUGUGUCCGUUGUGUGGGACAUGGCAGAGGUGUCAAAAUGGCGACGCUUCAAUAUUUCAGCCGGCCAAGGGGGUGGCGGCGGCGACGACGACGACGACGCCAAGGAGUCGCAAUCGUGGUUCACGCUGAAGCAUCUGGUGUACAACUUUUGGACCUUUGUAGCGUUUGACCCCCGGGAUAUGGUGUUCGCCUACUACGGCCUGCUGAAUCAGUAUGCUGCGGAGCGGCACCGGGCGGACUACGGCAUGGGUCUCGUGGCGAUUUACACCGCGGCGACGAGGGACCUCAUCCGGAGCGAGGCGUCGCUGGCCGCCCUGUCAUGCUGCCGUCGCGGCGGCGAACCCUGUCCCUCGCAACUUUGCGCGGACAAGGGGCUGCAGUACGUCCCACCCAAGACGACGCCCGACGACCAGGCGAGCAGCCUGCUCCGUGAAAGGGGUCAUUUUAUCGGCCGCGUCUCGGCCGUCGGCGGGCGAUCCGGCACGAGGCCCAACGAGAAGCUCGCGUUUGACCUGUCGUGGCUGAAGCUGCCGCUGUCGCUGCGAGGCAAAGGCGGCUACCUGCCCGGCGCGAGCCUGUCGUGUAUCCUGUGGACGACGCUGUGUAUGGACACGUCGCCCGGCGGCAUGUUCGACCCCAGCGUGCUCGGGGACAAGGCGCACAGCGCGCAGGGGGUAGACUUUCGCAUCUUUGUGCUCCUGGGGAUUCUGGCCGCGGGCGAUGCCCUGAUCCGCGAGAGGCUGGGGCUCGAGGACGCGGCGACCAGGCACGGCGACCUUGUGUUCAGCCACCUCGACUAUGACCCCAUGAAGGAGGACCUGGAGCCCGUGCUGGCGGACCUGGACGCCUUUGCCGAGCACGACGGCGACCAGUGCUGGCUGCCCACCCGGGCAGAGGUCCUGAGGUGCUAG